Molecule: messenger RNA, 1494 nt
Organism: Jaminaea rosea
Lineage: Eukaryota; Fungi; Basidiomycota; Exobasidiomycetes; Microstromatales
Product: FAD-linked oxidoreductase
Exons: 2
Coding region: 1-1494 (497 amino acids)
Cellular component (GO): mitochondrion
Molecular function (GO): FAD binding; proline dehydrogenase activity
Source: RefSeq, a predicted model, not a curated record
AUGCUAUCGAAGAAAGACUCUGCAGUCUCUCUGCCUCCGAAGGAACCACCUACGCUCACCCUCCUCUCCACCGAAGAACUCUUGCGCUCUUAUCUCGUCUACUCCCUCUGCUCCUUUCCCACGCUCGUGGACGCCUCGCCCGCUCUCCUUCAGUGGGCCUGGACGACCAGCAUCCCCGGCGUCAAGUGGCUAGCAACCGCAGUCAUCCGCGCCACAUUCUUUCAGCAAUUCUGCGGGGGCGAGACCCUUGAGGAGCUGCGCGGCACGCUGGAUCGUCUGGCAUCGCGUCGUGUAGGCGCGCUCAUUGUAUAUUCCGUAGAGGCCGAGCCCAGUGAGGGGGGCCACAGUGGCGCUCCGGAGGCGGGAGCGGCGCACCUGCACACCGACUUGGUUGAGGAGGUUUACCGUAGCGUCGACUUUGCGACCUCGCUCAGCCAGGCUGGCACGCACUCACCUGCCGUAGCGCUCAAGGUUUCAGGCCUGCUCAAAGACCCCGCUGCUCUGCGUCGAGUGUCAGACGCCAUCGUAGCCAACCGCCUCUUCACGGAUCAGAGUCACAAUGCCGUCACAGCCCUCGAUGGCGCUCUCUCAGAGAAGACGCUCAACGUCAGCUCCCACGACGCAUUUGCGAUGUACGAGCUUCUCGAGGCCAUGAGGAAGAUCGGGCACCGGGCCAAGGAAGGCAGGACAAAGGUCGUCAUAGACGCCGAGUGGACCGCAAUUCAGCCGGCCAUCGACCUCUUGAGUCUGGAGCUCUCCCGCGAAUUCAACCACAUCGACUCGCCAUCGGCCCCUCCGACCUUCUACAUCACACUCCAGACGUCACUGCGCCGAUCGGAGCCCUUCUUGCGUGCCAUGCUCGCAGACGCCCACGCUCGCAACUACAGCCUGGGCGUCAAGGUCGUGAGGGGAGCGUACGUGACUGCCGAGCACAAGGCCGCGAAUGUGGGAGGAUUCACAAGCCCCGCAUGGAGCACAAAGCUCGAGACAGACCAAUGCUUCGACACCUGCUCUCGCCUGCUGGUCGACGCAUUGGCAGCUCAAGUCCAGGGCACAGGCGCCGCAGAAGUAGGCGCAAUCUUCGCUACGCACAAUCGCUCCAGCGUCUCGCUCAUCUUCGAUCUCCUCCGCGAUCAAGGUCUCGCCCACCCUCAGCCUCGCGCGGAUGAAUCCUCGCACACAACCCUCGUUCUCCGCUCCUCUGCGUGCAACCUCGUCUCCUUCGCCCAGCUGGCAGGGAUGGCAGACGACGUGACUGACAAGCUGGCCAACCACCUCAUCGCGGAGGAAGGAAGCCCUACCACUCUCAAGUACUUGCCCUACGGCUCGUUUGACAAGGUCAUGCCGUAUCUCGUGAGGCGAGCGCAGGAGAACAAGAGCAUCAUGUCGGGCGAAGGCGAAGGGGGAGGUGGAGCUGCAGAGGAGAAGAAGAGGAUUCGCAGGGAGUUGAGAAGGCGAGUGGCGAGUUGGUGGGAUGGCCAACCAAGCGUCUAG